This is a messenger RNA of Rhagoletis zephyria (snowberry fruit fly), 3348 nucleotides long. It is a transcript of the gene RhoGAP15B, whose product is annotated as RhoGAP_ARAP and RA_ARAPs domain-containing protein RhoGAP15B. The record is from RefSeq and is a predicted model, not a curated record. Gene Ontology annotation, cellular component: cytoplasm. Gene Ontology annotation, biological process: signal transduction. Gene Ontology annotation, molecular function: phosphatidylinositol-3,4,5-trisphosphate binding. NCBI's taxonomy places the organism in Eukaryota, Metazoa, Arthropoda, Insecta, Diptera, Tephritidae.
CGUAACGCGCCUGUAAGUAAGUCGCUCAUGGUGCCUAAACAUAUUGCCGCCGAGGCAGCUAAUGUAGCGCUGAAGAAGCAACGUAGCAAUGCCAGUCUGCAAAAUGUUGCAGAAGAAGAGAGCGCCACGGGCAGUAGUUCAGUUGCGAAUUCGCGUGAUUCAUUAGAUUUUCCCUCGCCACCAAUGCCAACUUUUCCACCACCCGCACUACCCAUGGAAGUUGUAACCGACAUUACGGAUGGGCUUUACGGCAGACUCAAGCCCAUACAGCCACCACAGCGGUUGAAGAGACGCAAGAAUUAUGAGGAGAUUCAAUUGCGGCGCGUAGUGGAGAAUCCAUCGCCCGUGGGCGGAGCUUCACUGCGGCCAAAUGUCGACUCUGCUGAGCUACAUCAACUAAAUAUGGAAGUUGCGGCAUCUGAACGCGAAGAAUCUAUGCUGUUGCGUAAGCAGAUACUGGCAGCGGAAAACCAAAUGCCUAAGCCGGAUCGCAGUGAGUCGUGGGAGUAUUUUGCGGAUAGCGUAGAAGAGAGCGUAUGUUCAACGCCUGAGCCUGUGUAUGCUAAUGAUGAGGCCACAUAUGGUCGAGUUUUCGAAAUGGCCUCGAGCAGCAAAUCUAAUUCCUUCCAAGUUCCGCCAAGACCGGUUGAGUUAGUGGAAGGCGCUGUAGGUGGCUGCCUAAAGCCGCCAGUGGAAGUUAUUAAAGAAUUUGAUCCGCUUUUGAGUCGCAAAGCCGCAACGAUAUGCAAUUCGGAUAAGAGUAAUCAGCUAUUGUUACUGGAACAUCUGCUGGAAGAGGACAUCUACGGCACUGUUUCGGGAGACCAAGUGAAAUCUGAUGACGAUAUCAGCAUGUGCACCUCGGAAGAAGACAAUCAAACAGCUACUGCGGUCAUCACCACGGCUGUAGUCUCCCAAGAUCCCACGCCAGCAACUGUGGUUUUGCCAACGAAUGCUAAGCCCACGAAUAGUACUAACGAAGCGGGUACUCAACUACGAAUAGUGCAUCAAAAUGCCCACUUACUUUCAGACAGCACAGAGAAUAUGCUGGAUGAUAAUGAGGCGCGCGUUCGGCCCUACUUGAGUCGACUCGAAGAGCAGCCAGCCAGUGGCAGAAAUAUUGACUUGGCACGCGCUUCUGAAAAUCGCACUCAAUGGUUUGUGCAGGACAAUAAAGAAAACAAAGAGCAGCAACGACGAAAUCCCUUUAACAAGCUGAACAUCGAAGGUGAUGGACCACCAUCCUACUUGGAAGCCAUUGGAGCCGAGGAUCGGCCUUCGCUCGCGGCGAAUGAACAAAAAUCGCGUGCAUCGCGUUUUAUGAAUACUAUGAACGUAUUUUCGACGAACGUAAAACAGCGUGUGGGUGCAAUCACGCGUAAGGGUAGCUUCAAGGUAGCCGCAAAAUCCGAUUUGAAGGUAACGUUACAAAUGGUGCCACGCCCUACGCUUUCACCAUUGCUCGUACGCUACGAAGGACCGCUGAUACGCUUUCCCUCAGGUGUUGUGGAAGACAUACUCAAGGAGAUGCAAAAUCGUAAAGCUAUUUUACGCGAUCGCCAAUUUCAGACAUUCCUCGACCAGGAGAUGAAGACGCCCAAAGAGAGCAUUCCACUGGAGUACAUUACAACGCUGCAAUGUGUGAGCAAUAGUCGCGUAACAGAUAAUUCAACACAUUUUUAUUGCUUUGAAAUAACUAUGUCAGUGCCGAAAAACCAACCGAACUCGAGCAACGUGCAGGCAAUGUCGAAUCCGAACCUCGUUAUGACGAGUACGUCAUCGGGCAAUUGUAAACAUCAGCGCGUAGCACACCUAUACGGUGUGAGCAAGGAAUCGGAAAGAGGUGUUUGGAUGCAAAAGCUUUUAGAGAGUCUGACCAAUACUAUACCACCGAAAUAUGCCUGCCAUUACUAUCGCGCAGGCUGGUGUUAUUUGAAAAACUCAAUCACUUCCGAAUGGAGCGGCACCUGGCUGGUGUUGAAGAAGAAUCAAAGACGUUUAAUAUUUGUGAGUGAAGCUGCUGGAAAUGUCGAGAAGAUGGAUCUGCGCAAAGCUCGUUGCAUAGUGCUCAAAGACAGCGACGAAACAAUUCGUAAUCUGCAUGUAGAGUCUGGUCCCACACUCAUGAUCGAUUGUCCGCCCUUUACGGUGUACAUGAUUAUGUCCUCACCACGCGAAACUAAAAUUUGGCGGCAUAUUAUACGUGAAGUGGCACACAACAAUGGCUUCUCUCUGAUCGAUCAGCAGUUGACCAAGUUCAAUGUGCCCGUCAUUGUGGAUAAGUGCAUCAAUUUUGUGUACAUACACGGCUCCAUGUCGGAAGGCAUCUAUCGCAAAUCAGGCUCUGAAAAUUCUAUUCUUAAACUUCUGUCAGCCUUCCGAGCGGAUGCCUUCAAUGUGGAGAUUACACGUAACGAAUAUAAUGAGCACGAUGUGGCUAACGUUUUGAAGCGUUUCAUGCGCGAUCUUCCCGAGCGCCUAAUGGGCAAACUUUCCGAGAGUUUCAUGUGUGUGACUGAGCUUACUAAACCUGCGGAGAAGAUAGAAGUAUAUAAAGAAUUACUUGCACGUUUGAGCGUGAUAGAACGGGAGACUCUCAAGAAAAUUGUAGGACAUUUGGCGUUUAUUAGCUCGCAGAAGGCGAAGAAUAAGAUGAGUACGAAAAAUUUGACAAUGAUCUGGGGUCCAACGCUACUGCAGAAUCACCAGCAGGAAGAAAUGGUUUAUUCGCAGAAGGAAGCUGAUGUUCUAGCCGAUUUGAUAACGCUUUACAAACAUUUAUUCCCACUAUCGCCAGAGGAAGUAACAAAGGAACAAGAGAUGUUGAUGUGCUUACAAAAGUAUUACGCGGCGGCUGAAACGCUGACAGAUUCAGUGAAAAAGUCUGGGGACCUAAAGAUGUGGGUAGUACUUAACCCCAGACCAGAGAACACCAAGGAAGAAAAAGUUCAGGUGAACGUUACAAUCACACCCACCCGCACCGCCUACGAUAUCUGUCGCGAGCUGGCGCCUAAAAUGCAAUUUUCAACCCAUCAAGUAUCCCUGCACGAAGUCAUACUGAACGACAGUCUGGAGCGUCCACUACACCAUGACACAAAAGUAUUCGACGUUGUCCUCAACUGGUCGUAUUGGCCCGAAGAUGAUCGUAAAAAUAAUUACCUAGUUGUGAAACCUAUUGAUACUUUGCGUGAAGUUCAACGUGCCGUUAAGAAUUUGGCAACGGUGACCCCGGGAAAGGAGUUGAAAUUUGCUGAUUAUCGCACAAAAUCCUUCAAAUCAUUUCUAUGCGAGUUGCGUGACGGUAAAAUUGUGAUAUCGAAGAAAGACAAAAACGAAAAAACCACCAUC